Fusarium fujikuroi IMI 58289 is the source of this 1248-nucleotide messenger RNA. RefSeq lists its product as uncharacterized. The coding region runs from base 1 to 1248 and encodes 415 amino acids. The record is from RefSeq and is a predicted model, not a curated record. Lineage: Eukaryota; Fungi; Ascomycota; Sordariomycetes; Hypocreales; Nectriaceae. The transcript is spliced from 6 exons.
AUGCCCAACAACAACAAAGGAGGCGACAAGCCGUUUCGUUGCGCUUCAGGUAACGAGUGGAAGCCCUGGGACAUGUUCUCCAAGGCCCAACAGAGAAACACCCGCUACUUGAUAGACUCUGGUCAAAAGGUUGAUCCCGAAAACACCGGAAUGAUCUGCAAAGAACAUAAUUCAACUACCGUUUUGGAGCAUGAGUGCUGUGCCUGCAACCGAAAACUCCCAUAUGCCGCCUUCUCCUCGAACCAGCGCAGGCUUGAGGAUUGGCGAUGCCUCCAAUGUGUCGCAUGGGAUACAGUCGCGGAGCCCUCGGUGAUUCCGAUGCCCAAAGCAACGGGUCAUAUCUCCGUAGAGGAAGAAGAGAUGAUGAGCCAAGGUUACAUUGCGCCAGUUGAGGUUGCCCAAUUCUUCGAUGAAGAUGAUCUCCCUGGGGCACCAAUCACUUCACCCGAAUCCCUUGGCUUAGACCCAAACAACGAAGAUGACAACAAGGUCUUCAACGAAGUCGUUCGAGGCUCAUCUCAGGCAAUUCACUACUCUACGACCCAAACUUUUACGUCCGCAACAUCCAGUGUGGCUGGCGACAACAUGUCAACAACUUCUAGCCGUGCUACACUGCCCCCUCAUCUCCACAAAUUGCUGCCAAAGCGUCUCGCAAGCAUGUCUAUUGAUGAAGACUCUGUAUCCUCGAACGCAAAGGUUGUUCUUCCACAAGUGUCUCAGAAUGCAAGCGAUUUCCCUCCUCACCUUCGCGGCCUCAAAAUAGCCCAGCGAACUGCCACCUCAAGCAUCACCGGUAGUGUUUCGACUGCAACAACUCUCCGCAAGGACAAGGAGGAAGAGGCUGCCGCCCGCAAGAUCACCUUCAACGCUUGGGAUCCUACGGGUCAGAGACACACUGCGUCCAAGAACCCAACUGUCAUGUCCAGCUCAGCAUCCGAAGUAUCAACUACCGAAGGAAGCGACCAGGGUGCUAAGCUCGCAGACGGCUGGGACGACAUCCCUCCCAUGAAGGGAGUCUCAACCCGACGUGAGGACAGGUGGGGGAAUGGACAGGAAAAUCGUAUCUCACAGGCCGACCUCAGAAGACAGCAACAGGCCAACUUUCAUGCCAGCAACAAGUGGCAGAAGAAGAACGAUCGCUACUUCACUCAGCCUCACAUCACGGAGCAAGCUGAGAACUUGUCCGGGCGCCAGCGAUCGAGCCACUCCACGCAGAGUCGCAACAUGUUUGACGCCCUGAGCAACUAG